Messenger RNA from Corticium candelabrum, 763 nucleotides. RefSeq lists its product as uncharacterized. The record is from RefSeq and is a predicted model, not a curated record. Bases 149 to 547 code for a protein of 132 amino acids. The transcript has a single exon. NCBI's taxonomy places the organism in Eukaryota, Metazoa, Porifera, Homoscleromorpha, Homosclerophorida, Plakinidae.
CCUAGUUUCUGGAUGGAGCGAGUGUCUCAGCGAUUUGCUCAUAUGCCACCAGAUUGAGCCAAGACACAGAUACAUCCACACUGAAGAUAGACCAGACAUCACAUUUUACGACGUAGACUCAGGAACAACAAAAGAGAUAGAUGUUGCUAUGGCUCAUCCCUGGAGCAAAGAUACCAUCAAGGGAGCGUCCACGACAUGUGGAUAUGCAGCAACAAAACGAGAGGCAAGGAAGGAAGUAAAGUAUCGCAAAGAAUCAUUACCAGAUGGUUCUAAGCCUUUUGUUACUCCUCUGGUGUUCGAACACUUUGGUCGUUGGGGACCCAAAGCAGAGGAAUUUUUAAAUGAACUUGCAAAGAAGUCCAAAGACAUGCUGGGAAGGAAAAAUGAAGCAGCGUUUAGAAGCUAUUGGAGAAGAAGAUUUUCUGUGAUUAUUCAGAAAUGUAACAGUAGAGUUGUUUUAAGAAAGCUAUCUAGGCUUUCAUUGAAUUGUUUGGAUGGACAAGACAAGCUAGAGAUGGACAAAGCCAUUCAUAGUUCUAUUCAUUAAUUAAAACGAAGAACAGUAGGAAAGUAGAACUUUUAGUACUGCAGCAAGUGAUGUAAGUAGUGACGUUUGAUGACAAUAAAACAAAUCUGUCUGUCUGUCUGUCUGUCUGUCUGUCUGUCUGUCUGUCUGUCUGUCUGUCUGUCUGUCUGUCAAUACAUAUAUUUUCACACAUCAUCGCUAUUACAGUCUAAGACAAUUAGAACUAAAAUCACAAAG